GCUUCUUGUAGAUAAUCCUGUUUCAACGAAACCUACAUGGCGCUUUAACUCUAGCGCCUCGAGGGACAAAUACACGAAAAACACUGGGUGAGCUCAUAUUUUACUGCGACGGAACUGCAUCCGAGAACUUAAACAAACGCGGCUAUUUUUUUUUGUACCUUUGUCCGAGUUUCCGAACGUUUAUACCGUUCGAGAGGUACUUUUAGUGCGUUGUUGACACUCAACACCGUUGGAACGAACAAAGAACCGAGACGCAUGCGUAGCUCGGUUCUUCCCUUUUCUUACUUGAUUUCGUGUAUUUUCAAACUUCUUUUCGAGAAUCACACACGCAAGUUCUUUUUAAUCUCUUCUUAUUUAUAAAGUUUCCAAGUCCUCGUUCAGUGCGCAUUGGCUACAUUAGCCUCGUAACUGUAGCCCCCCCCCCCUCUCCUGCCGUCGUAACUCGGGACAAAUGGCCGAGGUGUACGUCCGCGUGGCCGAGGAGGAGAACGAGGAGCCCAUGGAGAUCCCGUCCGAGGACGACGGCACCGUUCUUCUGUCCACGGUGUCGGCCCAGUUCCCCGGAGCGUGCGGCCUCCGCUUCAGGAGCCCCGUGUCCCAGUGCAUGCGCGGCGUGCGGAUUGUCGAGGGAGUCCUGCACGCCCCGGAGACCGGUUGGGGGAACAUGGUCUACGUGGUCAACUAUCCGAAAGAUAACAAAAGGAAAAUGGAAGAAAUCGAUGCCUCGUCGGCUGUGAAAAUGAAGCGUGGCGACAUGAAGACAUCGGACCUUAUCGUGCUGGGUCUUCCUUGGAAAACGACCGAGCAGGACCUGAAAGACUACUUCAGCACUUUCGGGGAAGUCAUCAUGGUGCAGGUAAAACGAGACGGUAGGUCGGGAAACUCCAAAGGGUUUGGCUUUGUGCGCUUCACAGAGUACGAAUCCCAAGAAAAAGUCAUCGCCCAGCGCCACAUGAUUGACGGCAGAUGGUGCGAUUGCAAGUUCCCCAACUCCAAGGUGAAUAUGAUGCAAUGCCCGGACGAGCCGAUGAGGAGCCGCAAAGUCUUUGUGGGACGUUGCACGGAGGACAUGACCACCGACGAGCUGCGGCAAUUUUUUAUGCAGUACGGAGAAGUCACGGAUGUCUUCAUCCCCAAGCCGUUCCGCGCUUUUGCUUUCGUCACGUUUGCGGAUGAUCAGGUUGCUCAGGCUCUAUGCGGCGAAGACCUGAUCAUCAAGGGCGUCAGCGUCCACAUCUCAAACGCGGAGCCCAAACACGGCAACAGGCAGUUCGACCGCACCGGGCGCUUCGGCAACGGCUUCGGCGCCCAGGCGUUCGGGGGCGGUCGCAGCGGCAUGGGGAGCAGCUCCAACAGUAACAUGGCCAACUUCGGUUCCUUCAGCCUGAACCCCGCCAUGAUGGCGGCGGCGCAGGCGGCCCUGCAGAGCAGCUGGGGGAUGAUGGGCAUGCUGGCCAGCCAGCAGCAGUCGUCCACGUCGGGCGGCGGCGCCGGCGGCGCCGGCUCCGGCCGAGACCAGAGUCAGUCGUUCAGCGCGGGCAACAGCAACUACGGCGGCGGCUCGGCCAGCCUGGGCUGGGGCACCGGUGCAAACUCCACCAGCGGCGGUAGCGGGUUUAGCUCGGGGUUUGGGUCCAGCAUGGAGUCAAAGUCGUCCGGGUGGGUUGACCUCUCUUCCGUUUCCCUGCGAGGAAGCUCCAAUAUGGCAGCAUUGUCGCGGGGGCGAUAAGCGCAAUCACUCUCCCUCUUCCCGCCUGUGUAAAUGCUAUGCCAUCAAACAACGGCUUCACUCGGCAUGUUCUCACGAGACGGGACCUUGGGCUCCGCUGGUCGAGGUCUCCAUUUGAACCCCGACUGAAGGACGAAGACGGAAGUUCCAACACUUUGAGUGUGUGGCCUUCUCAGACACGCGGUAGUACUUGUCUUUUUGCUCACUUUCUUAGCUUGUGAGAGAGAGAGAAUGCUUUUUUUCCCCCUCUGCUUGUAUGGCGAAAGAGAGUUUCUGAUGCAACGCUGUGCGUGUUUGGAUAACAGGGUCUCUUGUUUACAUACUCGUUUGGUGAUUGGACGACUGCCUGGCAAAUUUCACAAUUGUGGGAAUGGUCACGGGUGUUGUGCGCGAUGUCAAACGUCAUCAGGAAGUUUGGGCGCUCGGUGCCGACUCGUCAGCAAAACAAACGGAUUCGCGUUGCAGGUCCAAGCGCCCAAUUACGAUUUGAUAUUCACGGUUUUAGUUUUGUCCCCGGGUAGGAUGUUAAGAACCUCGCAAUUUGAUUGAUACCAUAGGUUGAGAUUCGAUGUUGACGUAACUUAUUUUGUCGAUUCAGUAUGAAUUAGAGAAACACAAUACCUUUUGACAGUUUUGAAACGUCUUAUUUUCAUGCACAUGUGGGUGCCGCCUCACAUUUUUGAGCAAUAAAACAUCUUUGGGAAAAUAACUUGUAGAUCAGUUAAAAAAAAGGCAUGGCAGUUCUAUCUGUACAAACACCGAAAACAAUUUAAUCGAGUCGUAGUUGUCGAAUUGAUAUUGAAUCAGUCUUCCUCGGGAUAUAUUUCAGUGGACACUUAAGCAACGAGACUGUUUAUAAUGCCGGAACACGUGAGAUAAAUAUUUUUCUCAUUUGCAACGUCGCUCAUACGUAUUGUCAUAACCUCCCGCCAGCAAAAACAUUGAGGGAAAAAGAAGCGAGUAGGGGUCGAUGUUUGGAGAACAUUCGAUGUCAUUUCACACAGACGUCAAUUAAAGUUUUUGUCGUGUUACAUUUCAGUUGUCUCCUUGGACGUGAUGUUAGCAAUUCCGACACGUUUUCAAAUGCUCGACACUGUAAGUCUUGACUCUAAUCGCGCGUCGGCUUUCCCAACACUUAUUCACCACUUGCCCGCAACACAGAUUUGUUAUGACUUGCAAAUAUGUAGACAGUGUUGAUACGAUGCUUAUCUAUGACAUGGAAUGAUUAAAAAAAAAAAAAAAAGAGUUCCUAGUUAGACUGUAAUUGCAUAACAA
Molecule: messenger RNA, 3004 nt
Organism: Syngnathoides biaculeatus (alligator pipefish)
Lineage: Eukaryota; Metazoa; Chordata; Actinopteri; Syngnathiformes; Syngnathidae
Gene: tardbpb
Product: TAR DNA binding protein b
Exons: 7
Coding region: 452-1729 (425 amino acids)
Biological process (GO): regulation of gene expression
Cellular component (GO): nucleoplasm
Molecular function (GO): RNA binding
Source: RefSeq, a predicted model, not a curated record